AAAGACCAGCAACAACAUGCUUAACAAAGUCCAACCUCAGCCAGGAACGCGGGCACCACGACAUCAACCAUGAUCGCCUUCAACACCAUCGUCGCAUUCCUCCUCUCUGUCUCAUCUCUCACUACUGCCAGUCCAACAGAGCGCCAGCAACCCAACUACCUCAACUGGACGACCUUCAAAGCCAACGGCAUCAACCUUGGUGGAUGGCUUGCCCAAGAAGCCGUUAUUGACCCAGCCUGGUGGUCUCAGAAUUGCGGUAACACGACGGACGAGUGGACCUGCUGUGCGAAACUGGGAUCGCAAUGCGGCCCUGUUCUAGAACGCCGCUACGCUACCUUCAUCACACCCGCCGAUAUCGAUAAGCUAGCCACUGCUGGUGUGAACGUCUUGAGGAUCCCCACGACGUAUGCUGCAUGGGUCAAGGUUCCUGGCAGUAACUUCUACAGCGGCGGCCAAGCGCGGUUCUUCAAGAGCAUCGCAUCAUACGCAAUCGCAAAACACGGCAUGCACAUCAUCCUCGAUAUUCACUCCCUCCCAGGUGGAGUGAAUGGCAUGGGCUUUGGUGAAGGCGAGGGCCGCUUCGGUUGGUUCGAUAAUGCCACGAAUCUGGAUUACUCCCUACGCGCUGUCGACGCUGCGCUGGCCUUCAUUCAAUCCUCUGGUAGUCCGCAAUCAUACACGCUCGCGCCGAUCAACGAACCGGUGGACAAUCGCGACAUCACAACCUUCGGUACACCAGCCGCGUUGACGGACAAUGGUGUCGCAUGGGUACAGAGGUAUAUUGACGCGGUUAUUGCGAAAACAGUAGCCGUGAACAAGAACAUACCCGUAAUGUUCCAAGGCAGCUUCAAAGGUGAAGCGUUCUGGUCCCCCAAGUUCCCAGCGUCGACCAACCUUGUUUUCGACGUACACAACUACUAUUUCGCUGGCCGCCCAACAGAUUCCGACACUGUGAGCGCAGACAUCUGUUCAGAUGCCAAGGCAUCGGCAGGAGAUGGCAAGUUUCCUGUGUUUAUCGGUGAAUGGUCAAUUGAGACGGUGGCGGACAACAAAUUCGCAAAUCGAAGGAAGAACCUGAACACCGGGCUGUACGCCUUUGCAAAGUAUACAAGAGGGAGCGCUUAUUGGACGGCGAAGUUUACCGGGAAUGUGCCCGUUGCUGGAGAGGGAGUCCAAGGAGACUACUGGAAUUACUCGGCUUUCAUCGAUAUGGGUAUCAUUAAGCCCGGAGAAGGCGCAACGUACUGUUCCUGAAGAGUUAAGUAGAUGCAUCCGCAUUGAGAUGACCCCAUACAGGAAGGAAACGGCACUAGGGGUGACUACAAUUUGGGUCGCAUUUCUAUCUUGCUGCAUUCAUAUUAUCAUACCUUAACAAUUAGGUAGUAUGCUAGGUAAUGUAUACUUCUACUUACACUUUCUUUAGGCAAAAUGCGACCCAAAUUGUAGCCACCUCUAGUAGCGGGGCAUCAAGUGUUACGGGAGAUAUCAAUGUCUAAUAGCCGGCUAUGUCAAUAGAUCUGUCCAUCUCUUGUUCUUAUCUUCAAUCUUUUCCAUGUCUUUGAGAAUCCAAAGUUCGUCACUACCACCG
Alternaria rosae is the source of this 1588-nucleotide messenger RNA. RefSeq names its product glycoside hydrolase superfamily. The coding region runs from base 70 to 1254 and encodes 394 amino acids. NCBI's taxonomy places the organism in Eukaryota, Fungi, Ascomycota, Dothideomycetes, Pleosporales, Pleosporaceae. The transcript has a single exon. Gene Ontology annotation, molecular function: glucan exo-1,3-beta-glucosidase activity. Gene Ontology annotation, cellular component: cell surface; extracellular region. Gene Ontology annotation, biological process: glucan catabolic process. The record is from RefSeq and is a predicted model, not a curated record.